AUGGCCCUCAGUGAUGCUGAUGUGCAAAAGCAGAUUAAGCAUAUGAUGGCUUUUAUUGAACAAGAAGCCAAUGAGAAAGCAGAGGAAAUAGAUGCGAAGGGAGAGGAAGAGUUCAACAUUGAGAAAGGUUGUCUUGUGCAAACCCAAAGACUGAAGAUUAUGGAAUACUAUGAGAAGAAAGAAAAGCAGAUUGAGCAGCAGAAGAAAAUUCAGAUGUCUAAUUUGAUGAAUCAAGCAAGGCUCAAAGUCCUCAGAGCAAGAGAUGACCUUAUUACAGAGCUACUAAAUGAAGCAAAACAGAGACUCAGCAAAGUGGUAAAAGAUACAACCAGGUACCAGGUGCUGCUGGAUGGACUGGUCCUUCAGGGUUUGUACCAAUUGUUAGAACCCCGAAUGAAUGUUCGUUGCAGGAAGCAGGAUUUCCCUCUGGUAAAGGCUGCAGUGCAAAAAGCGAAUCCUAUGUACAAAACUGCCACCAAAAAAGAUGUUGAUGUCCAAAUUGAUCAGGAGGCCUACCUGCCUGAGGAAAUAGCUGGUGGAGUUGAGAUCUGUAAUGGGGAUUGUAAAAUAAAAGUUUCCAAUACCCUAGAAAGCCGGCUGGAUCUCAUAGCCCAGCAGAUGUUGCCAGAAGUACGGGGAGCCUUAUUUGGUGCAAAUGCCAACAGGCAGUUUUUGGACUAA
Molecule: messenger RNA, 681 nt
Organism: Neomonachus schauinslandi (Hawaiian monk seal)
Lineage: Eukaryota; Metazoa; Chordata; Mammalia; Carnivora; Phocidae
Product: V-type proton ATPase subunit E 1-like
Exons: 1
Coding region: 1-681 (226 amino acids)
Biological process (GO): proton transmembrane transport
Cellular component (GO): proton-transporting two-sector ATPase complex, catalytic domain
Molecular function (GO): proton-transporting ATPase activity, rotational mechanism
Source: RefSeq, a predicted model, not a curated record